AUGGAAAUGUGUCAGAUGAAAGACGACUAUGCAGUUGAAAUCAGGUUUCUCGACUUUAUGAACAUGUUAUUGAUCAAUUUUCUUCUGAUCGCCUUCUGUUUUGUUCUUUGUUCAAUGGGUAGUAGAUUAAAAGGAGAUAGAGGUAUUGGAUCUUCUUUUAACAACAAAGAUUUAUGGAAUGUAGAUAGGUUAUCAGUGCCUUUCUAUUUUAUCAAUUUUCCUGAUGAUAUUGAUUCAAAGAAGUUGUGGGAUAUCUAUGACAAGUAUGGUGUGGUAUCAAAUAUGUACAUGGCUCGGAGAUUGUCAAAAAUUGGUAAUCAUCAUCUGUUUGUUCCCAUUGCUCGGUUUGAGAGGGAUAAUGUUACUACUUCUAAACAUAGGUUGCAUCAUUCAAUAUGUAGAGAUAAGGGUAAUGUGAACGGAGUAGGUUCUGGUUCGUAUGCGAAUGUUUUUAAUUCUAGGAUUGUUCCUGAUCGGUCAAAGACAUUAAAAUCCAUUGUUUUACAUGGAUCAGACAUUAAUAAUCCACUUUCUCUAAGACCUUCGGUGUUUGGCAAAGUCUGUAAUAUUAAUAUUAUCCUAAAACUGGUGGCAUUACUUAGGGAGGAAGGAUUUCAUGACAUCCAAAAUUCAGUAUGUGGGUGGAGAUUAGGUUUAUGUGUCAUUUGA
This is a messenger RNA of Lactuca saligna, 669 nucleotides long. The record is from the annotation of a GenBank genome assembly. Lineage: Eukaryota; Viridiplantae; Streptophyta; Magnoliopsida; Asterales; Asteraceae.